CGGCCCGCCGCCUCCCACGCCCGAGCCCGCCGCCGCGGCGGCGUUGCCCUCCGCGCCGGACGAGGUGCGCGAUUUGCUCGAGAUGCUGAUGCCGUGGCCGCCCCGGUCGGACCAGAGUUUGGUCGACUAUGCGGUCGAGGUGACCGCCGAGUGCGAGGAGAGGGUGGCGGAGGUGCUGAGCGAGUUCUCGCUCCCGAUGUGGAGCUUCAGCCGAGAGGACGCCCUGCGCCUCCUCGCGCACCCGGAACUGUGUGCGCGCCUCGGGCUGUGUGUCGGGUAGCAAGAUCCACCCUUUGGGACAUUGGGAACGCUCGUGUUACGGCAUCGCGCCGGUCUGUGCUGCGUGCUGCGCACAAGGUGGCCCCCUGCAGCCUACUGUGUACUGACCGCUCAGGCUCACGUCUCGUUGAAUUCGACGGAGUCAACCAAGAUUAUUCGACGGAGUC
Messenger RNA from Emiliania huxleyi CCMP1516, 446 nucleotides. RefSeq lists its product as hypothetical. Bases 83 to 280 code for a protein of 65 amino acids. Lineage: Eukaryota; Haptophyta; Isochrysidales; Noelaerhabdaceae. The transcript has a single exon. The record is from RefSeq and is a predicted model, not a curated record.